Triplophysa rosa is the source of this 2505-nucleotide messenger RNA. RefSeq names its product carboxypeptidase Z-like. The transcript is spliced from 11 exons. Gene Ontology annotation, molecular function: protein binding; metallocarboxypeptidase activity; zinc ion binding. The coding region runs from base 233 to 2200 and encodes 655 amino acids. Gene Ontology annotation, biological process: proteolysis. The record is from RefSeq and is a predicted model, not a curated record. Lineage: Eukaryota; Metazoa; Chordata; Actinopteri; Cypriniformes; Nemacheilidae.
CCAGGGGUGAGGUAGACUAAAACCUUCCGCCAUCAUUUCGUUCAGUCCUGACGUUUUUGCUGGUGUACAGUUAUUGUCGAGUUGAGCGUUUAUUUAACUCGAUAACUUUUUUAAGGAUUACACAUACAAGUUUUCCUCUUUAAUAAAAUAGAUGACGAAACAAAGCGCGCACGGGAGCAGUAUCCGAGUCUGAGAAAGUUUUAUAUGAGUGGAUCGUAGUUUGGACAGCAAAAUGAUAAAGAUAGUUUUUCUUCUAAACGCUGUGACUCUGGUUCGCUGUGUUCUUCCUCGGUGUGAACCUGGCAACUAUUUUCAGGGUUGGUGUAAAGUUGCGGUUGAGCCAAAACCAAAAUGCACAGACGUUGUACUUGGAUACUGUGAUGAUAUGUCCUACUCCAAGACUUUAUUCCCUAACCUCCUCGAACACAAGACACGUGAAGAAGCCGAGCUGAGCACAGAAUACCUGCUGUUGAGCGUGAUCCAUUCUUUACUAAAUGGAGAGUGCAACCCGGACAUUCGCAUGCUCGGCUGCUCAGUGCUAGCCCCACGCUGCGACAACGGCAAGAUCAUAAAACCCUGUCGCAGCUCCUGUGAGUUAGUGCAGAAGAGCUGCGCGCACGCAUUUGAGGGCAUUGACAUGGCUUGGCCUUAUUUCUUAGACUGUGAUCGUUUUUUUGUCAGUGAAGAGGAGGGCUGCUAUGACCCUUUGGAAGGCCUGAGAGAGAUGCAGGAGAUGGUCAUGCCGAGUGUCUCUCCUGAAGAGCCUUCUACAGCUAUUAAGUUCGCCUAUCACUCCAACACCCAGAUGUUUAACAUUCUGAAAAAGACAGCGGCUCAAUGUCUCCAUAUCUCCAGAACAUACAGCAUUGGCAGAAGCGUUGAAGGCGAAGAUCUGCUUGUGAUCGAGUUUUCAAGCAACCCUGGAGCACAUGAAUUACUGGAACCAGAGGUCAGAUACAUUGGAAACAUGCACGGGAAUGAGGUCAUGGGCAGAGAGCUUCUCAUCUAUCUUGCCCAGUACCUGUGCUCUGAAUACUUACUUGGAAACAUUCGGAUCCAGACUCUUGUAAACACCACCCGGAUUCACAUUCUUCCAUCCAUGAACCCUGAUGGGUACGAGCUGGCCUCUGCUGACAUGCAAAGUGGAAGCGACACUGAUUAUGAUGAGGUUGCCCAACCCAGAGCGAAUUCUAUUGGCAGAGCCAAUGCGCAGAAUAUAGACCUCAAUAGGAACUUCCCAGACCUCACCUCUAUCUUUUACAACCGUCGCAGAUUCAAACGAAACCGUAGCGAUCAUAUUCCCAUCCCCACUUCUUACUGGUUUGGUAAGGUGGCUCCAGAAUCGUAUGCUGUAAUGAAAUGGAUGCGCUCGAUUCCAUUUGUCAUAUCAGCCAACCUUCACGGGGGAGAUCUGGUGGUCUCUUACCCAUAUGACCUUUCAAAACACCCACUAGAGAACAUGUUCUCCCCCACUCCAGAUGAACAGGUGUUUUCAAAGUUAGCCAGAACAUAUGCAGAUGCACGUGCCACGAUGUCAAAUGAUGACAUGAGCAGGUGUGGAGGAACGUUUGGCGAUAAAGGUGGUAUAGUGAAUGGAGCCAAAUGGUAUAGUAUUGCAGGGGGAAUGUCAGAUUUCAGCUAUCUCCACACGAACUGCUUUGAGAUAACAGUAGAGUUGGGCUGUGAUAAAUUUCCAGCAGAAGAAGACCUUUACGCAGGCUGGCAAGAAAACAAGGAGGCUCUUUUGAGCUUUAUGGAGGCGGUGCAUCAAGGGAUUAAAGGUAUUGUAAAGGGUGAAGAUGGAAAAGGGAUCAAAGGAGCCACCGUGUCUGUCAAGGGUAUAAGGCAUGACAUUAGAACAGCCGAGGAUGGAGAUUACUGGAGGUUACUGACAUCUGGCAUCUACAUUGUGACAGCCUCUGCACCAGGGUACUCCAAGGCCAUGAAGAAGGUCCAUCUUCCCGCUAACAUGCAAAGAGCUGGCCGUGUAGAUUUUGUGCUCAAGAAUGAUGAAGUGCAGCCAGAGCUUGACACAUCUGUUGAUACCUAUGAACGGUUUGACCCUUUCAACCAAUUUUCUCAAUAUAAUAUAAGAGAUAUUGCGCAGAGAGAAGAGAGAAUACAAGAAAAACCCUGGUGGUGGUCUUAUUUCACUCGCUCCACUUUCCAAGCACCCACCUGGCUACUUAGAAGGCAUUAGAGCGCCAUCUGCUGGUCAAAUGCACAAUCUUCCAUUUUUUUCAAUCAUGGGACCCCCUCAGCACUGCACAUGAAGCCAUACACUUAUUAAAAAUACUCGUUGUUGAUAAUUAGACAAAUUAAUUGGAAGCCAUCAGCUGUUAAUGAUAACAAAAUUGCCAGUGUAAAAAUCUUACAUAGUCCUAGUGCUCCAGGUUUAAAAAAAUAAUACAAGCCUAUUUCUAAACGCUGCCGUCGAUAUAUAUAACGUUUUAAAUUGAUCGUUUUUUCUGUACUCAUUUUAGUUUAAAAUGUAUGUUCUAAAAU